AUGGUAACAUCUCCACUUCAGAAGAUGUCUAAAACCCUCAAGUUCAAUCCCUUUAAGAAGCAUUUCCUAAUAAUGUUCACCAUGCUUCUUUCUCUCCCCUUCAAUGUUCAAUCUCAAGACAGAGAAGAGGAAGAACAGAACCUGCCACAACCCCCUCAAACCGUUCAUCCAAGCAAGGGAAUCGUGAUAGCAGUGCUCGCCGCCAUGUUUGCCAUUACAACUAUCUUACUUUUAUAUGUGAAGUUCUGUCGAGUCAACGGCCGCCAACUUCUUACCCGAAACUCAAAUCUCCAAAACUAUCAGGGCCGAUCUCGAUCAAGUUCAAGAGUUUCUGGUAUUGACAAAGAAGUGGUAAAAACCCUCCCUUUCUUCACGUUUUCAUCCCUGAAGGGGUUCAAAGAUGGCCUAGAAUGCACUGUUUGUCUCUCCAAAUUUGAGGACUCAGAGACUUUAAGACUGCUUCCCAAGUGCAAGCACGCUUUCCACAUGAAUUGCAUUGACAAGUGGUUUGAAAGCCACUCCACAUGCCCUCUCUGUAGACGCAGGGUUGAAGCAGGGGACAUAAAGAACCUCAACUACUCCCUAAGCUCAAGGUUCCUCCGAGUUCCUUCAAAUCUCACGGAGGAUCUAAACCUUGAAAUCUUCCUUCAGAGAGAGCCUUCUCAUAGAGGGUCAUCGAGAAGAGGCUUUAAUGACGCGGGGAACUGCAAGAAACAAGAACUGUUUAUCGGUGAUGGCAGUGCCGGUGGUGGUGCCACAAAGUGGGACACAGAUGUUCGUGUGACAAACCUUAAAAUAGUUAUCUCUGACGUUUUCACGAGGAGCAGGUGGAGUGAUCUUAACUCUUCGGACCUGUUGUCGUUGAACAGCGAGAUGCUUAAUGAUGUCAGCAGCAGGAGAUUAUGUUCCAGUUCUUGGGAAUCCACCGAAGACAGCGGAAAGGUUGACGGAACUUGGCGUUUUAAGGAGGAAGAAAAGUGGUUUACGGAAGUGAAUCCUGGUGAGAAGAGGUGCAUGUCUGAGAUUGCCAAUGUUCCGAGGUUUGCAGAAAUGGGGAAGGAGAAUAGGAUCGGAGAAAGUGUUUGGUUGCCAAUCGCACGAAGAACUAUCCAAUGGAUUGCAAAACAAGAAAGGAAUCCGGGUGAAUUAGCCUCAAAUGUUUGA
Molecule: messenger RNA, 1164 nt
Organism: Vigna radiata var. radiata (mung bean)
Lineage: Eukaryota; Viridiplantae; Streptophyta; Magnoliopsida; Fabales; Fabaceae
Product: putative RING-H2 finger protein ATL12
Exons: 1
Coding region: 1-1164 (387 amino acids)
Source: RefSeq, a predicted model, not a curated record